CCCCUCCUGCCUCUCUUGUUUUCCUCUUCACUCACAGUUUGCAGACAUGAGCGGACGGGUGGGAGAUCUGAGCCCCCGGCAGGCUGACGCCUUAACCCAGUUUCGGGGGCGGAUCCAGGACCUGGUCCCCGACCUGCCGGCUCAGCACGACCACUACCUCCUGCGCUGGCUCCGAGCUCGGAACUUCAAUGUGGAGAAAGCCGAGGCCAUGAUCAGAAAGCACGCAGAGUUCAGGCGGCAGAUGAAGGUGGACACCCUCGUAUCGGACUGGAAGCCUCCGGAGGUGAUCGAGAAGUACGUGUCCGGAGGGAUGUGCGGUUACGACCGCGAGGGCAGCCCCGUCUGGUACGAUGUGAUUGGUCCUCUGGACCCGAAAGGCCUCCUGCUGUCGUCCACCAAGCAGGACUUCAUGAAGUCCAAGAUCCGCCACACGGAGCUGCUGCGGCGGGAGUGUCAGAGGCAGUCGGAGAAGCUGGGAAAGAAUAUCGAGGCCAUCACUCUGAUCUAUGACUGUGAAGGACUUGGACUGAAGCACAUGUGGAAACCAGCAGUAGAAACUUAUGGAGAGGUCACACACCUGCCCGCUACACACACCUGUGUCACACACCUGCCUGCUACACACACCUGCACUCACCUGUAUGUUAACGUUACGUCUGUUCUCCUGCAGAUCCUCACCAUGUUUGAAGAUAACUACCCUGAAGGGCUGAAACGUGUGUUUGUCAUCAAAGCUCCCAAAAUAUUUCCGAUGGCGUACAGCCUCAUCAAACACUUCCUGUGUGACGAAACACGACGCAAGAUCCUCGUUUUAGGAAGUAACUGGCAGGACGUUCUGCGUGAGCACAUCGAGCCUGAGCAGCUCCCGGUGGCUUAUGGGGGAACGCUGACCGACCCGGACGGAGACCCCCGCUGCAGAACCAUGAUAAACUAUGGCGGCACGGUUCCCCGUUCGUUCUACGUUCGGGACUCGGUGAAGAUUCAGUACGACAGCAGCGUGACCAUCAGCCGAGGAUCCGUCUUCCAGCUGGAGUUCGACGUGACGGCAGCAAGAAGCCUGCUGAGAUGGCAGUUCUGCAGUGACGGGGCAGACAUCGGCUUCGGGGUGUAUCGGCGGACCGGAGACGGCGGCGCUCAGAAGCUGAGCGACAUGCAGCAGGUUCUUCCGAGCGAGCGCUACAACGCUCACCUGGUCCCUGAAGAUAACUGCCUCACCUGCACCGAGCCCGGAGUGUACGUGCUGUGUUUCGAUAACAGCUACAGCAUCCUGCAGUCGAAGAAGGUGAGCUACAACGUGGAGCUUCUUCCCCCGGUGGACGAGGCCUCGCAGAGCGCUCGCAGUCGGGGAGACGGUCGGCGGCAGUGACCCCAAAACACAAAAACAUUCAAAAGAAGAAAAGAAAAAAACCCGAGAUGAAUCCUCACAUCGCCUGACUGAUCUGUGUGCGAUUAUGUGUGAUUAUAUUACACAUAAAAUCCAGGUUAAUUGUGACAGGAAUUCAGUUUGAGUUCAGGAAAGUGCAGCAUGUCAGAGUGAUGCAGAACCACUUCUGUGCAUGAGGUGGCGCCAGUGAGGCACCGCAGUCCGUUCAAUGAAAUAAUCCCAUCUAGACACCAGUUUACAACGCCUGAGGCUAGCCGGUUAGCAUGCUAACAUCAGCACAUCAACUCACCUUCUCCGAUUUUCAACACAAGCUGAAGCUGAACCGACACUCUCCACACUGGACUGUUAGCAGACGUCUCAGGAGCAGCGUUAAGCUGACCCUUGGUUUUCUCCUCCAUAUACAUCUAGAAAAGCUGCGAACGCUUCAAAGCUCUGAGCAUUUUCCAACUCAGCGGAACAUUUUAUGUAAUAAAAAAAACAGGAAUUCAAGGCACAAACUGACAUGUAAAUCAGCCACUGCACUUUAUCAGCUCAAAUUGAGCUGUAAUGGCGCCAAAUGGGCUUAAAAACAUGUAUCGAAAACACAAGAUGUUUCAAAGGAAAAUAUUUCUUGUGUUUAAAACUGUGAUUAUUUAAA
Molecule: messenger RNA, 2015 nt
Organism: Salarias fasciatus (jewelled blenny)
Lineage: Eukaryota; Metazoa; Chordata; Actinopteri; Blenniiformes; Blenniidae
Gene: sec14l7
Product: SEC14-like lipid binding 7
Exons: 11
Coding region: 47-1360 (437 amino acids)
Cellular component (GO): cytoplasm
Source: RefSeq, a predicted model, not a curated record